This is a messenger RNA of Brienomyrus brachyistius, 1398 nucleotides long. Its product is annotated as histone H1.10-like. NCBI's taxonomy places the organism in Eukaryota, Metazoa, Chordata, Actinopteri, Osteoglossiformes, Mormyridae. The record is from RefSeq and is a predicted model, not a curated record. Gene Ontology annotation, molecular function: DNA binding; structural constituent of chromatin. Gene Ontology annotation, cellular component: nucleosome. The transcript has a single exon. The coding region runs from base 143 to 829 and encodes 228 amino acids. Gene Ontology annotation, biological process: nucleosome assembly.
CGCCUGCAAAGCGGCGGUCAGGACUUUUCAAAUCACGGUUAACGGGCGCGGUGCUGCAGAAGUCUAUUGAUUUGACACGCACGGAAUCCCGUGAAUAAUUCCAGCAUCUGAUUAAAUUAGUAAAAUUUAUACUUCCUUAACCAUGGCCGCCGAUGACCAGGAGAAUGCCCCCAUCUCGACUUCUGACGAGGCCACCUCUGCAGGGGCUAAGAAGAAAGCCGCCGCCAGUAAGAGACCAAAGUCGGGCGGUGCAGAGACCAGCACCCCAGCAAAGAAGAAGAAAAACAAAAAGAAGAAGAACCAGCCUGGAAAAUACAGCAAGCUGGUGAUGGACACCAUUCGCCAACUGGGCGAGCGAAACGGCUCGUCUCUGGCAAAGAUCUACAACGAAACUAAGAAGGUUAGCUGGUUUGACCAGCAGAAUGGACGGACCUACCUGCGAUAUUCUAUCAAGGCGCUACUGCAGAAUGACUCCUUGAUUCAAGUGAAGGGCACUGGGGCGAAUGGGUCCUUCAAACUCAACAAGAAGAAGUUUGAAAAACCAGCGCAGAAAAAGAAACCAUCCAAAGCUGUUAAGAGCUCCGCGCCUGCAUCCAAGAAAGCGAAAAAGCCCUCCGAGAAAGUGAAGGCGAAGGCGAGUCCCAAAAAGAAGACGCCAUCGAAAUCGGCCGUUGCAGCUACCAAGAAGGUGGCCAAAUCCAAGAAGGCAGCAAAGAAGCCGGCUGCCGCCCCCUCGAAGAAGGUGAAGAAGCCGAAAAAGAUCAGCAAGCCUUCAGUGCCAAAAGUACCAAAAGCAAAGAGCACCAGAGCGACAAGAGGGGCGAAGUGAUGAGCGUGACUUGCUAGUUUGGAUCGGGACUAUGCUCACCUCCUGAUGUGUCUUGGUCGUGCAGAUAUUCAGUAUUUGAUCGUCAGCUGUAGCUUAGUGCUACUGUUUUUAUUUCUUUUGCAUUUAUCUAGCCUGCUAAUAUAUUUAAACAUUUUAACGCUAAAUCUACAGUAGUAAUCAGACGUUUAACCAUCUGAAGCCUUGUAGUAGCUUAUUAGAAAACGUUAUGCCGGAAUGUUUACUUUGUUUCUAAGACGUGUUAAGGAGAAAUUAGGUGAUUAUUGCAUACUGUCGUUUGUACCGAGAUGUAAAAAAAUUUGUUUUUUCUUCCUUGUGUUUAUGCGCUCAAUCGCACUGCGUAACACUUUUCGGGAGGGUUGUUUUGGUUGCGUUGAGGGCGACGCCCCCUAGGCAUUUGUCUCCUGUAUCUUAGUAACAGAUCGAACACAGUGCGUGGGACCAAGAAGUCACAUCAUGUAUAUAGUUUUUCUGUAUGCCAUCACUUUUUUUCUUCAAAAGCAUUUAUUUACUGAGGAAUGCUUAUAAAAUAAAGGUGGCUCAGUUGUUUA